Anopheles funestus (African malaria mosquito) is the source of this 2649-nucleotide messenger RNA. RefSeq names its product ras-like protein family member 11B. The coding region runs from base 1664 to 2311 and encodes 215 amino acids. Gene Ontology annotation, molecular function: GTP binding; GTPase activity. The transcript has 4 exons. Lineage: Eukaryota; Metazoa; Arthropoda; Insecta; Diptera; Culicidae. The record is from RefSeq and is a predicted model, not a curated record.
UUGACCGAUCUUAACAAUUUCGGUACUCCACUGUGAGCAACUCUGAGCAACUGCGAGAUCACGGCCAAAGUGGAAAGAUACGCUCAGCACGAUCGUUCUCAGUAGUGGUGAAUUUUCACCUACCGAAGAAAGACGCAUGAUCUUUUGGGGAACACAAGAAACUACCUUACCGUGCACAUCAGUUUGGUGGCGAUCGCGUAUUUGUUUUACAUUUGUACUUAAUUUUUCAUCCACAAUAGUUAUGGAAAACAAUCAGCAUUGAUUGGAAAUGAGCAAAGAGUGGUUAGUGUGGUAGAAAUUCUAGUUGGCACACAAUGCCCAAACUAGAAGAGGGAAGCAAAAAACCAGCAUCACAUACAUCGCAACAAACAUGAGCAAAUAGCUGUUGAUUCGACGAUCGACUGUUGACAGAGUAGACUAAUUGGAAAACCGAUUCCAACGCGUGAAGUGGAACGCGUUGUGCGUUUUGGGGAAAGUGAAUAUUGUGCGCGAUUUCCGGUUGAAUUUAAGUUUGUGUUGUGCGCGUGGAAGAGGGUGUAGGAAAGCGAAAUGUGCAGCAGGACGUAUGAAAUUUGCUGUGUCAAUGGCACCGAAACCCAGAAUCGUGCAUAAAAUUAAGGUACACAUCCGGUGACAGCAUUACGCACUCUCGCAAUUCGUUCGCACCGCAAUGGUUAUUUUCCGGUCAGUUUAUUUGUGUGCGAAACGAUUGUGAACGUAGCAGCCCUGGAGGCCAGACGGAAAUUCUCGUAGUAUUUGGGUAUAUGGCAUGUUUCCGUGCCGUUUUUUUUUUCUUUCUUCCACCCGCGUGCACUAUUCCGCACAAUGUGUACCCCCGCUGUGGAACCGCUGGGGGAUGAGUGUAAAACAAUUAAAUUUUCAUGCUGGUGAUGCGCGGUGAUGUGGAAAUCAGCUUCGUUCCGUGCGGUUUGGCGGAGUGAAAACAACGGUGUGAAAAUGGUUGCACACUUUGGCAAAAAUUAAAACCAGAGAAAAACCAGGAACACCCGGGUUGAAUGCGUGGUGCCAAACGGGGAACCGGAGAAAUAAAAUCAAACACCAAACAAAGUCAGCAAAGCCACGGCUAACGUGUGUGUGUGUAUGUCUGUGAGUGUGUUGGUGUGUGUGUGACGGAAAAUCCCUCUUUUCUCGCCGCCCCCCUCAAAUAGUACGGGAAAAUCAACACUGCAACAUAAACACACAGGCGAAAAUGAAAACGAAUUUCCUUUCGGCUACAAUUCGCGUGCUGCACGGAUGACGGGAGUGAAAUAGCGCGUGCUGGUAUUGUGGAUGGCGCAAGUGAGUGAACCGCAGAGUGUAUAUACGCCGGUGAAGAUUCCGACGCUCACACUCAGGCUAUUGUCACCGUUAAAGGGUGUGUUUGUGCCAUUGUUUGCAUGCUGAGGUUAAUACAUUUAAUGCUUCAUUAAACAACAACUGAUUGCUGCUGGUUGCAAAGCCACAAACCUGUUUAUUGGAACGAAGGGAGCCAACCGACUCUGUCCCUUCGUCCGCCGUCCCGGUAUUUGUGGGUCGUAGAAAAUCAAACCGACCGAACGCAACCGAACUUUGGGUAUACCACCACCGGACACCUACCUACCUGGAAUAUCGGUUCCGAUUUGUACUUGUUAUAUGAAGGUUUAGGUGUUUGGAUUAGUUCAUCAUGACCACCAGGGGUAUUAGAAGGAAAAAGUCCUACUUGGCGGAAAUCAAGGUGGCGGUCAUUGGAGCACCGUGUGUUGGGAAAAGUGCCUUAACAGUACGAUUUCUCACCAAACGCUACAUAGGAGAGUACGACCACCAGGCAGAGAACCGGCAUAAAUACGAAAUCAUGGUCGAUGGUGAAGCGGUCCUGUGUGAGAUAUGGGAUACAUGCCCAAAGAUCGAAGAAAAUGCCGAAGCCCUUUCGUUAACUGCAAGCUCCGAAACCGUACAGUGGGCGGACGGUUUACUGCUCGUCUAUUCAAUAACAGAUCGCGAUUCCUUCAAUUUCAUACGUAAAGCGAAGGAAGAACUGGCCGGUGAUAUGCCUGUCGCGCUAGUGGGCAAUAAGGUUGACAUGGUGCAUCUUCGGCAGGUCAGCACGGACGAGGGUGAAAUAUUGGCGAAAGACUUUGAGUGCAAAUUCUUCGAAAUAUCAGCCGCCGAACAUGUGUACCAGGUGGCGGAAGCAUUCCUUGAGCUGUGCCGUGAGGUGCUCACGGGGAAGCGGAAAUCGAAGCAGAGCUUCAUCGACAAGAUUGAUCGUAUGUUGAGUGGUUCGCGUACUUACAGCCGAGGGAAGAGUGAUAGUAUUUCACCGAAAGAGUAACAUUUCGUUGCGUUGUGAUAGGGUGUCGAGCAGCAACAGAAUCGAUUUUUUUUUAAGUUCAUUCAGGAACUUCUUUUUGUCAAAUUCAAUGUUAUUUGUAACAAAACAUUUCAGAGAAAUCAAUGAUAUUCAUUCAUGGUGAAAAUGAAGUUAAAAGCUUUUUAAUAUUUUCCACGCAGAUCAGUUGAACAACAUUUUAAAAUUUACUAAAGGGAACACUCAAACGAUACGUAAUAUGUAAUUAAAUUGUUGAACUCAACCAAUAAAUUUAAAAGAACGUUCAAUUGAUUCUACCGCUUUAUAACCACCAUUUAAAUAAAAUUGUUUGUCACGCUUGA